Messenger RNA from Cylas formicarius (sweet potato weevil), 5255 nucleotides. Its product is annotated as asparagine--tRNA ligase, cytoplasmic. The transcript is spliced from 8 exons. NCBI's taxonomy places the organism in Eukaryota, Metazoa, Arthropoda, Insecta, Coleoptera, Brentidae. The coding region runs from base 138 to 1793 and encodes 551 amino acids. Gene Ontology annotation, molecular function: nucleic acid binding; ATP binding; asparagine-tRNA ligase activity. Gene Ontology annotation, biological process: asparaginyl-tRNA aminoacylation. Gene Ontology annotation, cellular component: cytoplasm. The record is from RefSeq and is a predicted model, not a curated record.
AAGUAUUCUGUGCAUUACACGUUAAAGAACCACAUGUGUGGCGCCUGUGAGUCACAACAGCUGUGAUAUUGACUGUUGAUUAGCGGUUUUGUUGCAUCAGAAAGUUAAGAAGCAGUGUACGUUGUUUUAAAGUAAUUAUGUCUGGCGAAAAUAAGGAACCUAUCUAUACAUCCGAUAGUUGUGGCAAUGAUGAAACAGGAAUUGGUACCAAGGAAAAACCUUUUAAAACUAUCCUUCAGGCGAUGCGCAAAGCAGGUUCCGAACCUUUUCCUCCGAUUCUGGUUGAUGGAAAGGAAGAAGGCGUGACUUUUGAAGAAGCUGCCAAGUCUCAGCUUAAAAAAGUACAAAAGAUAUGGGUUCGAGAAAAUUAUAAACUCGCCGAGAAAAAGAAAAAGGAGCAGGAAGAUUCAGAAAAAAGGGUGAAAAAUUUGGAAGAGGCAAGGAAAAUUGUAAUAGAAGAAGAUAAAACCCUUCCCACAGCCCAACGAAUAAAAAUUGUGCAAGGGUUAAACUACAGAGAUAAAAGAGUGAAAAUAUAUGGGUGGGCUCACAGAAUCAGAAGGCAAGGUAAAAACCUUAUGUUCAUCACCUUAAGGGAUGGUACAGGAUUCUUGCAAGCAGUGUUGAAUGACAAGCUUUGCCUUACACAUGAUGCUAUUGUGUUACAGACUGAAUCCUCUAUUAUACUUUAUGGAGUACUUAAAACUGUUCCUGAAGGCAAAUCGGCUCCUGGGGGACAUGAGUUAAUUGUUGACUUUUGGGAAUUGAUAGGGUUAGCACCACCAGGCGGUGCUGAUUCCAUUUUGAAUGAGCAAGCUUUACCAGACAUUCAGGCAGAAAACCGUCAUAUUAUGAUUAGAGGAGAGAACACUUCAAAAGUUUUAAGGAUGAGAUCAGUUCUAUUGCAAGCUUUUAGAGAUCAUUACCUAGAUAGAGGUUAUUGUGAAGUCACUCCUCCCUCUAUUGUUCAAACCCAAGUAGAAGGAGGGUCUACAUUGUUUAAGCUUGAUUAUUUUGGGGAAGAAGCAUAUUUGACUCAGAGUUCACAGUUGUAUCUUGAAACUUGUUUGCCAUCUAUGGGUGAUGUUUAUUGCAUUGCCGAGAGUUUCAGAGCUGAACAGAGUCGGACACGCAGGCAUUUGGCAGAGUAUACACAUGUUGAAGCUGAAUGCCCAUUCAUAAAUUUUAAUGAUCUGCUCGAUCGACUAGAAGAUUUGAUUUGCGACGUAGUUGAUAGAGUGCUUAAGUCGCCCUAUCGAGACAUUGUUUAUGAAUUAAAUCCCAAUUUCCGAGCACCCACGAGACCAUUUCUUCGAAUGAACUAUUCGGACGCCAUUGAGUAUUUAAAGAAGAACAAUAUUACCAAGGAAGAUGGUACUCUUUAUGAAUUUGGAGAGGAUAUUCCAGAAAUGCCAGAGCGCAAGAUGACUGAUCAAAUUAAUAAGCCCAUCAUGCUAUGCCGAUUCCCAGCUAACAUUAAAUCAUUUUAUAUGAGCAAGUGUCCAGAAGAUCCGAGGUUGACUGAAAGUGUAGAUGUCUUACUGCCCAAUGUUGGGGAAAUUGUUGGGGGUUCAAUGAGGAUAUCCAACUUAGAAGAAUUAAUGGAAGGGUAUAAAAGAGAAGGUAUUGAUCCCUCGCCCUACUUUUGGUAUACAGAUCAACGGAAAUAUGGAACUUGUUCUCACGGAGGUUACGGUUUGGGUUUGGAAAGAUUUGCCUGUUGGUUACUCAACAGGUACCACAUAAGGGAAGUCUGCCUUUAUCCUAGAUACUUGCACCAUUGUAAACCGUAAACUCCUGCACUUGUAGCAGAUUGAAUGCAUUUAUUACAAAUUUUCAGUUUAAAUUAUCAAUAAAAAAUGCAAAUUUUGUUUUGAAGUCUUUCUGUAUAUAACCCUGAAUAUAAUCUGCCAUAACAGAUAAUUAGUCUGAAAUGACAAUCUGUUAACAAUUGUGUGGAGUAUGGAGUAUGUUUUGACUAGAUCCUCUGGAUCUAUAUUGGAGGCUGUAUCUGGUUCUUCUAGGAAUUACCGGUCAAUUGUGGAUGGUGCUUUUUCGCAACUAAUUCUAUUUUCCUAGUUGCAUCUAUGACGCAAAUGUUCAAAUAAAUAUUUAGUUUAACAACUAAAAUAUUUUUUUAGAUACAAAUUUACAUUUGAUAAAUAUUUUUCUCUAGAAUAUUUUGCGAUUUUAUUUAUUAAGAGCCUGUAGUGGUAUUAUACACUAAUGAAGGUACAGAAAGUGUCGCUAAGGCUCCGUUGAUGGCCGUUGAUGAAUGCGCAUUCAAAAGCGUUAGUGUAUAUGCAGAAGAACAAAAAAGGCACUCUCAAAUAUGUAACGCUCUUCUGCAUAGUCGCUAACGUAUUUGUAUGUACGUUUCUGACGUUUGACAGCGAUCGGUCACGUCGCUUAGUUAACAAAGUGGUGCUGUUUUGAAAAAUGAACCCAAAAAGUAAUGGUCUUAGAAAGACUAUAGUAUGUAAAACGUUGAUAAACUUCACUCAAAUCUAAAUCAAAUUCGUGAUUAAAAUGGCUCUUAUUAAAUUUGUUACAUAAUCUAAUUUCAGUAAUCAUGCAUCGAUCUAAAAUAUUUCCAGCGAGGCGAACGUUUUCACAUAAUAAUCAUGUAUAUUAAGUUGAGGAAAAUCAUCUGGGUCGGCUUGGUUGGUUAAGCAAAAUCUCUCAAUUUCUGUUAAAUCUACAUUCGCAUUAAAAGAAACAAAGAUGUAGUAUCAAGUUCUGUUUAGAUAAGCUAAUUCUGCGUUGCACAGGAAAAUUUGUGAUUUCACCGCUUCUUAAUGAUUCAAUUUUUACAAUAAAAUUAGGAUAAUAUACUAUGGGGUCAAGAGAAACCAAAAUGUUUGAAAUAUUGACGGUGGGGUUCUCCAAACCAUAUCCCGUUUUUACGAUAGAAUCCGGUAUUUAACUUUGGUAAAUUUUUAUGAACCGCAGGUCUACCUCGAUUGGGUUUCUCUUUGUAACCCUCAAUAAAUAGAUUCGCAAUUCUACAAUGACAUUCCAGAAUUCCAGAACCGUACUUCGUGCAUACAAACGCUCAAAGCUGACGGAUUUGCGAAGAGUUUCAUCGGUGAGUUUCCUAUUAGUCCUAUUAUUAGUCCAUGUAGUGAAAACCCCAUUCUUUCUUUGAAAUCCUACUCUUAAAAUACAACAAUUCGCGCGGCACAGUUCUUGUUGGCUCACGUCUUAAAUACGAGUCUAGCUUGUAGUACACGACGUGAAAGAAUGGUCCCUUCCGCUUUACAAAAGCCGGGUCUUAAACUCAUUCUGACAUCAAAACCAUAAAAGCUUGUAGGAACGGUAUAUGGUUUGGAGAACUCUAUAAAGCAGUUAAGUUUGUAAAAUAGAGAGUUUGACUCUUCGUCUUUUUCUUUUCUGAAGGAGCUUCCACUUUAUUGAAUAAGUAACCUUGUUAACUGUAUUUGAAUUCAAAUCGUAUAUUACGAGUAACAAUGACAAUAUUUCGAAAUAAUUUCACGUUUUGGUUUUAUUUUCCAUCGGGACUUUUGAGACCUUUACGUAGGUAUGAUGACUAAUCGGUUAAAGGGAAACAAAACUGCCACAUUUUUUUAAAUUCCAAUUUAUUCAUAAAUAGAAAUUAUCCUAUUAAUAAAAUCUCAUAAAAUUUUCAAGUUUCAAAUUCAGAAAUUCACAAUAUAUUAGUUUAAAGUGUGGUCAAAAUUUAAAUUGCCUCGCCGGCCAACGUGUGCAAUUAAUUUUUUGCAUGUUUCAAAUAUUGUGAUGCAUUUUCAAGAAGUCUUCCGACUUUUGCGGAAUAUUUUCCGAACCUGCUUUACGAUAUUAUAUACAGUUACUUUGGUAAGUAGGGAGGCGAUAAAAAAAUAAGAUAGCUAGACACACUUAUUUGGACCCUUAAGUUUUUUAAGCAAGUGAAAUGAAAAUUAAAUGACGUAAGGUAUACAGUCGCUGGGUCAUUGGACGAGUCAUAGUUUGACUUUGGUCUGGUGGGCUAGUUUGGUCUAGUUAAUGGCAUGUAUGAUGCAGCUCAAUUGGCUCUAUAAUAAUAUAUAUAUAGAGGAGUAUGUAAGUGUUUAAUUGACAAAUUUAAUAGUUUUGAUGCGGAAUAAAUCGGUGUCAGGAAAAUGAAACGUUCUUUAGUGUUAUUUAUAGGUUCAUCAAUCCAUACAUGCAGGUUUCUGUCAUUUUCUUGCUGAAUGAAAUAUAUCUUAUUCGUUUUAGUUAGAGGUGACUACAAUAGUUUCUAAGAUUAUAUAAUAAUUAUGUACAGCGCAAUAAAUAUGUUCAUCACAUAAUACAGUAUUUAGGAUUUUGCUUAAACAUAAUUAUAGGUAUAAAUUUAUUUUUAAAAUCACAUUUUUUGGUUUAGCGAAUGGCUAGCGAAAGAACAGAGGGGGAUUAUGUUGUGUUCACAAGCAAAUAAAAGAAAAAAAACGCUUUUUUGACAAAAGGUACGCAAAUUUUGUAUUUGCACAUAUUCUAUAUAUGAAGCUUUUUAGAGUUUACCUUUUACAUGUCAUCAAACAAGAGAUAUAAAAUAUUUUUGACUAACAAUUUUCACCGACAUUAUAAUAAUAUAUGGUAAUUGCCCCGGCAACGGAAGCAACACAUAUAAGCCGCGCACGUCAUAGCCCUCUAGUUGUUGGCUGGUCUUUCAAGUAGCCUGAAGUCAUAUAGCUAUUAGAUAAUAUGAUAAAAAUUGAUGCGUCUCGGGCGGCUAUGGUAAUUUCGCAUAAUAGGGAAUAAUCUUCAACGGAUGCCCCUAAAUUUCACACAUUGUCCUGCAUUUUUAGGCAAUUUCCUUUCUAAACAACUCGGUUUUCACUGAGCAUUAAACGGGAUUUGGUCAUAUUUUUUUGAAAUAAUUGCUACCCUAAAAAUGAAAUAUCAGCCCAUGCGAUUAUUGAAUGACCCUUUCUAACAUUUUUUCAAGCUAUAGUUCUUCAAAAGUUUCUGUUUUAUCUAGUACCCAUAUGUCUUAGGUGCAUAUUUGUGUCGGCAGAAACUUUAGUGUAUGUCGUUUUUUAAGACCGAUGGUUCAGUCAUUAUAUAAAUACCUACUACGUUAUAAUCGUUAACAAAUCGAAAUAACUAUAAUUACAUAAUGUAGACUACUCUAAUAUAUUCUAAUUACAUUUCAAAUCCUAGUUGCAAUGCAAUUCGAUAAUACAAAAAAAAUAGAUAUUUAUAUAUCGAAGUAAUUUACCGCAAAAGCAAGAAUAAAAACACUUCCAAUGUCUGAUUAAUCCGUGUCUUUA